Rattus norvegicus (Norway rat) is the source of this 1440-nucleotide messenger RNA. Lineage: Eukaryota; Metazoa; Chordata; Mammalia; Rodentia; Muridae. The record is from RefSeq and is a predicted model, not a curated record.
AUGCGUAGGAGAAAACCGUAUGAACGUAAGCAGUGCGGAAAAUCCUUCAUCUUGUACAGACACCUGCAAAGACAUGAACGAGUUCACAGCGGACAGAAGCCUUAUGAUUGUAAACAAUGUGGUAAAGCCUUUUAUGUUCACAUUGUUCUUCAGUAUCAUGAAAGGAUCCACAGUGGAGAGAAACCCUAUGAUUGUAAGCACUGUGGGAAAGCCUUCACUCAUUCCAAUUACUUGAGAUGCCAUGAAAGGAUUCACAGUGAAGAAAAGCCCUAUAUAUGUGAACAAUGUGGUAAAUAUAAAGCCUUUAUUACUUACAAUUCCUUUCAUCACCAUGAAAGAACUCAUAAUGGAGAGAGACCCUAUGUAUGUAAGCCAUGUGGUAAAGCCUUCAGAACACAGAAUUCUCUUUAUCACCAUCAAAGAACUCACACUGGAGAGAAACCUUAUGCAUGCAAACUGUGUGGAAAAAGCUUCAUGUUGUGCAGAUCCUUACAGAGACAUGAACAAAUUCAUAGUAGGGAGAAGUCCUGUGAAUGUAAGCAUUGUGGGAAACUCUUUUCAUGCUCUGGUGAGGUUCAAAGGCAUGAACAAACUUAUACUGGAAUAAAAACUUAUGUGUGUAAACAAUGUGGGAAAACUUUCUCUAAAAACAGUUACCUUCAGUACCACGAAAAGAUUCAUAAUGGAGAGAAACCUUGUGUGUGUAAGCAAUGUGGAAAAGUAUUUAUUUUUUACAGUUCUCUUCAGCACCAUGAAAGAACUCACAAUGGAGAGAAACCUUACGUAUGUAAGCCAUUUGGGCAAGCCUUCACCUUUUCCAGUUCCCUUCAACGUCAUGCAAGGAUUCACAAUGGCGAGAAAUGUAUGUAGGCAGUGUGGGAAAGGUUUUCCUUCUAUGAAUCAGGUUCAGAGAUAUGAGCAAACACAUACUACAGUUAAAGCUUUUGUGUGUAGUCAGUGUGGUAAAGCCUUUACUCUCCACAGUUCCCUUCGGGACCAUGAGAGGGUUCAUAGUGGAGAGAAACCAUAUGUAUGCAAGCAAUGUGGCAAGGCCUUUACUUACCACAGUUCACUUUGGUACCACGAAAAGAUUCACAGGGGAGAGAAACCGUGUAGAUGCGAGCAAUGUGGGAAAUCCUUCUUGCAGUGCAGUUCCUUGCAAAGACAUGAACAAAUUCACCCUGUACAAAAGAAGUGUGACUCUGUGAGCUAGAGAAGCCCUACAAUGAUGUGAACAGCUUAGAUGUUAAUUUGGUCAGAGUAUGGAAACUCAUAGAAAUCCAUAACAUAAAGACUCUGCCUAUUAGGUUUCAGAAAGGAAUGGGUUAUCUAUCAGGGACUAGACCAGACUUCUGCUCACGUCCUAAGAAUUUGUGUGAGGUUGAAUUAAAGGACAUAUUUUAUUGGACCAAGGAAAUUUGAAUUCAGUGUGUCAUGGUC